AUGGCUAAUAUAACUGACACUACAGAAGUUGCAGCAGAAAAAUACUUUCAGAAGCCCGAUGAGAUACAUUAUAGAUAUGCGAAGCAUGUUUUGAGAUAUUUAGUAUUGACCAAGAAACUCAUGCAUUAUUUGACUUGUGAAGAGGGUGACGAGAAUUAUGUUGCAUAUAAUGACCGAACUUUUCUUAGUUUGUCAGAUGAUCUUAUUAGUAUGACAAUUUCUGAUGAUAUUCUGAAAACAGUUAGAAAGGAUGGAAUAACUGGAGAUAUAAAGCUAGGUUAUGCACCCGAGAUUCCUCCAAUUGUAUAUGUCAUUGACAACUCGAGAAAUGGCGUAUUACACAACUCAGAGGAAAUGCAAAAAGGAGAGAUUAGAUACUUAAGGCACGGCGAUAAGCUUGAACUCAAGACUGCAUGCACAAUUGAAUUCUUUGAAUCUGAAUCUUGUUCUGUUAUUGAUUCCCCGGCAAUGUCCCAGGUAACUCAAAGUGUUAAUGGAUGGCAAAUAUCAUCCAUCAAGCUAGGAUCGGGUUCGUUUGGCUCGGUUCAUAUUGCCAGGUCGUUGAUUCACAAGGGCGCUUUUGCAGUCAAAAUCAUUCCCAAGCAGAAAACUAGUCGAUUUGAUAAUUCCAAAGUGUUCCAGAGCAGAGAGGCGACGCUUCUACUGAAAAUUAACCAUCCAAACAUCAUUAAAAUUCAUGAAGCCAUAGAAAAAAAUAACAAGUUUUAUAUUUUCCAGGAUCUCAUUUGCGGCGGCGAUCUCUUUUCCUACCUUGUAAACGACAAUUACUUAAAAGCCAUUCCCGAGAGAGAAGCUAUAUUUAUUGUGUUUCAAAUAAUGAAGGCACUUCAAUUCUUACAUAAGAAUUUGCUUAUAGUACAUCGUGAUCUCAAGUUGGACAAUGUCUUGAUGCACAUUCCUUUGCCCAAAUCAAGAAUUUACCUUUGUGAUUUUGGAAUCGCUAAACAAUUGCCUAGUGGAAGGACCACAACUUGUGUCGGAACAAUUGAAUAUAGUGCUCCCGAGGUAUUCAAAUGCGACUCUAACGGAAGGGCCAUUGAGGCGUACAAUUUCAAAUGUGACAUCUGGUCCUUGGGAAUAAUCACCCACAUCUUACUUUCCGGAAUCUCACCAUUCUAUGCACAUGAAAAAGCCUCCAUUUUGUUAGCUUCUCGUGAAGGAAAGCUAAAUUUCAACAGAAAACAAUUUUCUCAUACUUCUAGCUUAGCCCAGAGGUUCGUAUCGGCAUUGCUUAAAGUAGACGCAAGCAAACGGUUGGAUAUCGACGAGUGUUUCGAACAUGGUUGGAUUAAAAGGAACAAGGCAAAGUUGGAAGCUUUCUACCGUGAUCAUAUAUUGAUAUGA
Molecule: messenger RNA, 1365 nt
Organism: Lodderomyces elongisporus
Lineage: Eukaryota; Fungi; Ascomycota; Pichiomycetes; Serinales; Debaryomycetaceae
Product: serine/threonine protein kinase
Exons: 6
Coding region: 1-1365 (454 amino acids)
Biological process (GO): peptidyl-serine phosphorylation; intracellular signal transduction; protein autophosphorylation
Cellular component (GO): nucleus; cytoplasm
Molecular function (GO): calmodulin binding; calcium/calmodulin-dependent protein kinase activity; calcium-dependent protein serine/threonine kinase activity
Source: RefSeq, a predicted model, not a curated record